This is a messenger RNA of Tilletiopsis washingtonensis, 1029 nucleotides long. Its product is annotated as alpha/beta-hydrolase. Gene Ontology annotation, molecular function: hydrolase activity. The record is from RefSeq and is a predicted model, not a curated record. The transcript is spliced from 7 exons. Bases 16 to 924 code for a protein of 302 amino acids. NCBI's taxonomy places the organism in Eukaryota, Fungi, Basidiomycota, Exobasidiomycetes, Entylomatales.
ACACUCAGGCGCACCAUGCCUGACUCCAAGCCGUUCUGCAUCAACUGCGUCUCCGGCGACGUGCUGCCUGGCGAGCCGCGCGGCUCGCUGGCGCGCAUCGGGCCGUUUGACACGUACGUCGCUCAGCCGGCCGAGCGUGCGCCCAACAGCGAAGGCGUGGCCAUCGUGUACUUUGUCGAUGCGUUUGGUCUGCAGCUCAAGAACAACAAGAUCCUUCCGGACAUGAUUGCCGACGGCACGGGCCUGCCCGUCUACGUGCCCGACCUCUUCCACGGCGACGGCGUUGCCGCAGACGCCUUCAAGUCUGCGCCGCAGACGGCACGCGAGGCGGCGGCGCAGUCGUUCCUACAGAAGGCCAGCGCCAGCCUCAAGAUGGCCACCGUGGCGCCGUGGUUCAUCAAGCACCGCCCGGGCACCGUCGUGCAGCCCAUCACCGAGUUCCUCGAGGAGCUGCGCAGCGGCAAGGGCCUCAAGAAGCUCGGCGCUGUCGGCUACUGCUACGGCGGCAAGCCCGCGCUCGCCUUCAACACGAAGGGCAUGAUCGAAGUCACCGUGGCCUGCCACCCGUCGUUCGUCGAUGCCAAGACGGACGUCGCUCCGCUUAAGGGCCCGACGCUCUUCAACUGCGCCGAGGACGACUUCAUCUUCGGCGCCGCGCUGCGUGAGGCAUGCAAGAAGACGCUGGCCGACCGCACGGAUGCGCCCGUGCACGAGUUCAUCCUCUACGACAACACGGUCCACGGCUUCGCGGCGCGACCCAAGCUCAGCGAGCCCACCGUCAAGGAGGCGUUCGAGAAGUCGACGGACCGCACGAUUCAGUGGUUCAAGACCCACCUCCUCGCAGGCAGCGGUGCCACCGGCACCGCAGUUCCCGCCGCCGAGGCGCAGCCCUCUGCAGAAGCGCCGGCCACGCUCUCCGUCUGAGCGCACGUGCGCAAUGUCUCCCAGGCCACUGCUUCCCCUCUCGCUGUCGUCCAUACCACCGCGCCUCCAUCUUAUGAUCGACCAACGCAUUCUGAUUGCGCAGGG